GUAGCCUUUAUAGCUGGGCUGCAAUGAGUAAUCAGCCAGUGUGCAGCAGCCUUUUCGAGACGAGACGAUCCACGAAUCUGGUAACACAAUCAUUGAGAUGGCAGCUACAGGGACCGAGGUGGAACGCGCUAUUUUGACCAUAGUAAACUGCUUCUUUACGCACUCAAAAGCCGAAGGCAAGCAAGAUACACUGAGCUUCACUGAAUUUACUAAUCUUGCUACUAAGGAACUUCCACAUAUGAUGAAGGACAUAUCGCUGGAGGAGAAGAUGAAGGAGUUGGAUAUUAACCAGGAUGACCAGUUGAAAUUUAAUGAAUUUUGGAGGCUUGUCGGAGAAAUGGCAAAGAAUGCAAAGAGAGAUCUGAAAGGCAAGAAGAAAUAAAAUGUAAACAUUCGCCAUAUAUUGGGAGCGAAAACUGACCACCAUAUUUCAGCAAAACAGUGAUUGUUCAAUUCUUUAAUUAAAAAAAAUGCUUGCAAAAUCUGCUGUGCUUUUUGUAAUAAAAAAUAAAUAAAU
Pelobates fuscus (common spadefoot toad) is the source of this 517-nucleotide messenger RNA. It is a transcript of the gene S100A13, whose product is annotated as S100 calcium binding protein A13. NCBI's taxonomy places the organism in Eukaryota, Metazoa, Chordata, Amphibia, Anura, Pelobatidae. Gene Ontology annotation, biological process: positive regulation of cell population proliferation; positive regulation of canonical NF-kappaB signal transduction. Gene Ontology annotation, molecular function: calcium ion binding; RAGE receptor binding; calcium-dependent protein binding. Gene Ontology annotation, cellular component: perinuclear region of cytoplasm. The transcript is spliced from 3 exons. Bases 98 to 382 code for a protein of 94 amino acids. The record is from RefSeq and is a predicted model, not a curated record.